Cryptotermes secundus is the source of this 1530-nucleotide messenger RNA. RefSeq names its product RNA 3'-terminal phosphate cyclase (gene Rtca). The record is from RefSeq and is a predicted model, not a curated record. Bases 205 to 1287 code for a protein of 360 amino acids. The transcript has 11 exons. Gene Ontology annotation, cellular component: nucleus. NCBI's taxonomy places the organism in Eukaryota, Metazoa, Arthropoda, Insecta, Blattodea, Kalotermitidae. Gene Ontology annotation, molecular function: RNA-3'-phosphate cyclase activity. Gene Ontology annotation, biological process: RNA processing.
UUUCCUACCAAUAAUAUUGAGUAGGACUGCUUGUCAUUCGUGGAAUAUGCAGACUGACGCAAGUUUGAACGUAUUUCUCACGAAGGCUACAGUAAGCGUUAAAGCUCUUACGCACAGUACGCAGCAUAUGAAGGUAAUGCGAUAAUCGUCAAUUUUGAGAGCAUUUGAAGUUCAACGCAUGAGGUGGAACGGUAAAGGUGCGUAAUGGCGGGGCUGGUGACGGAUAUAGAUGGCGGCAUGCUUGAAGGUGGAGGCCAGAUCCUUAGGAUGGCAUUAGCAUUUAGUGUCCUUAAGAAGAAACCAGUUCGAGUAUUUAACAUUCGUGCUGGGCGGAGUAACCCUGGAUUAAGAGCCCAACAUCUGAAAGGUGUGGAGGUUGUUCGUGAUAUAAGUGAAGGGAAGCUGAAAGGAGGAGAAAUUGGCUCCACAGAAAUUGUUUUGCAUCCAGGAAAAGUAAAAUGUGGAGAAUACUCAGCUGAUACAGGGACAGCUGGGAGCAUCUGUUUGCUGAUCCAAGUUGCUCUUCCAUGUAUUCUGUUCAGCAGUGGAGUGACCAUACUCAAACUGAGAGGAGGAACUAAUGCAGAGAUGGCUCCUCAAAUUGACUAUAUGACUGAGGUAUUUAGACCACUCCUGGAGAGAUUUGGAGGUACCUUUGAUUACAAAAUUAUCACAAGAGGUUACUAUCCAAGAGGUGGAGGAGAGGUGCAUAUAAGAGUGAAACCUGUGAAACAGUUGAAGGCCAUCGAUCUGGUCGAGAGUGGCGACGUUGUACGAAUAUGGGGAUGGGCAUUUGUGGCUGGUUCUCUUCCCAUUAAGUUAGCUCAUCUAAUGGCUGAUUCUGCCAUCCAGACUCUGAGGAAGGCCUUGAAGAAUGUGGACGUGAAAAUCGAAAGAUACGUUGAACAUCCAGAUGUAGCAGUUGGGACUGGGUCAGGAAUCAAUCUUGUUGCAGAAACCAGUACAGGUUGCCUCCUGGGUGGCUCUGCUCUAGGCAAGCGAGAACUGAAGCCUGAACAAGUGGGACACAAAGCUGCAGAUGAACUGCUUCAGUCCAUUAAUACAAAGGCUUGUGUAGACUCCUAUUCUCAAGAUCAGAUUAUCUUAUUCAUGGCCAUUGCACAUGGAAAGUCCCGUGUAAAGUGUGGGCCAGUGACUUUACAUACUGAAACAGCUAUUCACGUAGCACGUCAGUUAACAGAGGCUAAAUUCACCGUGAUAAAUGUUGGAACAGAUUCCAACAUUAUUGAAUGCGAAGGUAUUGGUCUUGAAAAUAAUGGCCUAUGAAGGAUGUCCUGAAGAUGGCAGUUAUAAAGUGAUAGCAAAAGUGCAGGCAUUGCAUAUUUUGAAAUGUGGGAGACUUGCAUUGUAUAAAAACAGGAAUGAAUUGUUGAUUUGUUUUAAACAUCAGAAAGUUAUUCAUCAGUUGUUUGAUUAGUAUGGGUAAUUGAUAUCAUUGUCAUACUCUCAGGAGUGAGACCUUAAUAUGCCUACAGUAUCAAUAAAGAUGAUCAAGUAUUGUCAACACCA